This is a messenger RNA of Hyposmocoma kahamanoa, 423 nucleotides long. RefSeq names its product keratin-associated protein 19-2-like. Bases 1 to 423 code for a protein of 140 amino acids. The record is from RefSeq and is a predicted model, not a curated record. NCBI's taxonomy places the organism in Eukaryota, Metazoa, Arthropoda, Insecta, Lepidoptera, Cosmopterigidae. The transcript is spliced from 3 exons.
AUGCACAACGGGAAGGAGCGUACCAACAGCUCCGGUACGUACCUGGAAAAUAGAGAAGGUGCUAUACGUGCACCUGGAGCCGUUCACUUGAGGCACCAACCUUCUGAGAAACGGAUGAAAUCCGUGACAACGGUCUGUGACAACCCAGAUUAUGGACUGAUCUGGGCUGCACCACAUCAUGGUGGCGACUAUGGUUACGGCUACGAUAAUAAUGGUGGCGACUGGGGCGGCCUAGGUACAUUUGGUUUACUUGGCUACGGCGGCUAUGGUGGCUAUGGUGACUAUGGUGACUAUGGCGGUUACGGUGGCUACGGUGGCCACGGCGGUUACGGAUAUCGUGGGCAUGGACAUGGAUAUUAUGACGGCUAUGGUCAGAAUGGUUACGGACAUCACCACCACGGACACCAUCACCACUACUAUUGA